UUUUAUCUGCGGACUUUUGCGAACGCGCGUCUCGUCUCAUCACGCGGCGCUGCCGUCGCCAUCACCCCGCCUGGUGUCCGCCGAAGGGUCCGCGGAGGUGGAGGUGAACGCGAACACGUAGCUCCGUUAAACAUGCCACUCCCUGCAAGAGCACACUGAUGCCCUGAGCAGACCUCUGCUGAGUGAUUAACAUGGAAGCUAACAGGCUGCUAGCGGUGAAGAGGAGGUCUAAAAAAACGAUGAAGGACGGUCAGCCGGUGCAGGACUAGCUCAGACUGAGGGAACUGCAGUGGAGGUGGAGGAGGAAGAGGAGGAGAGAACGAAGACAGAGGAGAGACAAAGCGAAUCACAUGACCAGUCCUCGGAAAGGCUCCAAAUUAGUGAUGCUCCCCUCGGGCAGGGAUUACCUCCUCCCCGCCGUCUACCUCUCCAUCUCUCCAGCUCUUCCUCCCACAGUCAGCAGAGCAGCCGCCCAGUUCCAAGACUCCAAGCCGUGAGAGCUCGCUGUGCUCACCCACCCACACACACAUACGCGAACUCUCUCUCUCACACACACACACGCACACACACUCUCACAUUUGCAAACGCAAGCACACACGCAUUGCAUCCUGCUCAUGGUCGUUGGCCUGCCCUCCUCAGCUGCUGCUCCCGCUCUAGUCACUAACCAUGAAGAGGCCCAAGCAGCAGACGGGGCCGCUCAGCUUCCUCAACUUCUUCAGCAGGAAGCCCAAAUCGGAGCCGAGACCCGAGAGGCCCGUGGAAGCCUGGCCCAAGGAGGAGGUGGCCAUCACUCUGACCCCGAGCGAGCAUCCAGAGCAGGACCUCACAGCAGAAGAGGCUGGAGAAUCAAGAGUUUCUGGAGGAGAAAGAGGAGAAGGAGGAGGCCCUCCGGCCGCGGCUGAGGCAGGUGAGGAAGGCGCCGCCACAGCCGAGUGCGCGGGCGCGGCCAGCAGCGGCUCCACCGGCGUCCUGUCCCUCUCCUCCUCCAGCCAGGAGCAGCUAUUGGACGAGCACCUGGAGGAGUGCCCACUGUGCCUGCUCAGUCAGCCCCGCUGCCACUUCCCACGACUCACCUCCUGUUCCCACCGGACGUGUUCCGACUGCCUCCGCCAGUACCUGCGCAUUGAGAUAUCGGAGAGCCGGGUGUGCAUCGCGUGCCCGCAGUGCCCCGAGACGCUGGCGCCGCUCGACGUCCGUGCCAUCCUGGAUGACCGGGCGCUGCUGGAGAGGUUCGAGGAGUACCAGCUGAGACGUUUCCUGGCUGCUGAUCCAGAUACACGCUGGUGCCCUGCGCCUGACUGCAGCUACGCGGUGAUAGCUUACGGCUGUGCGGAGUGUCCCAAGCUGAGCUGCGGCCGGGAGGGAUGUGACACGGAGUUCUGCUACCACUGUCGGCAGCUGUGGCACCCCAACCAGACGUGUGACCAGGCCCGGCGGCAGCGAGCCCGCCACACGUCAGGCGGCACCGAUGCCUCCACGCUGUACGUCUUCAAUGAAGAACCCGGAGGAGAUGCAGAGGAGAUCAAAGCGUGCCCUCGCUGCGGUGCCUACAUCAUGAAGACCAACGACGGCAGCUGUAACCGCAUGAACUGCACUGUGUGUGCCUGUCAGUUCUGCUGGCUGUGUAUGCAGGAGAUCACCGACGUGCACUACCUCAGUCCCUCAGGAUGUACAUUCUGGGGGAAGAAGCCAUGGUCUCAAACCCGUAAGGUUCUGUGGCAGGUGGGCAUGUUGCUCGGAGCGCCAGUGGUCAUCUCCCUUAUAGCGGGCAUCGCCAUCCCAGUCAUUAUUGUGGGCAUACCCAUCUACAUGGGCCGAAAGGUCCAUGGUCGCUGUAAGAAAAACAAUAUCUCAGGAAGUAAGCACUACUUGACUGUGGCAAGUGGGGUGAUGAUGUCCGUGUUUGUGUCGCCGGUCAUAGCAGCUGUCACUGUGGGUGUGGGUGUGCCACUAAUGCUGACGUACGUCUACGGGGUCGUCCCCAUGUCGCUCUGUAGGAACGGCUGGUGUCGACCGCAGAGCGAGCCCCCUGAAACACACAAAAUACAACUGGAGGAUUUAGCCAGCUAUCUUCUAUUUUCUCAUGUAGUCAGUGACCACUGGACGGGUCAGAACAACCAGACGCUCAGUGACACCAGCGUCCAGGAAGUCAGAGUCAGUGUACAGGAAGUGGGCGUCCUCCCGAGCACGAGCACCACGCCCCCGGAGCUAGAUAGCUAUGAGGAGUUGGAUGAAGCCACUAAACACCACGGAUACACCAAGCAGGACAGCCAAUCAGACUGCGAGGUGGUUAUUGUGCCUGACAGCAAUCUCGAUGACACACAGGCGCUUUCUUUGAGGGAAGGAACCAAUAUCGAGGUCCGUGUGGAAAUUGAGACCCAUCCCAGAGGCGCCCGCCAGUCCAGCCUAAGUAGCAUCCUGUCUAGCCGAAGCCUGUCAGUGGAGUCCCUGGGACACUCGCAGUCCACGCCCCAAGACUACCUGUGUGCCUCAGAACGGGAGGAGCGACGAGAGGGCGGAGAAGGAGGAGAAGACGGAGAGGAGCAGGAGGGAAGAGAGAAACCAGGAGGGGACGCCGGAGGACAUGAAGAGACAGUUUACCCGGUCUUUGAAAUAGACGAUGUAUGAGGUCCCUUCGGUGCAGGCUUUGUACUUGGUUGAAGACUAGUCGGGUUUUUUACGAGCCGACGCGUCGCCGGAUUGACCCUGAAAAUCAUUUUGUCCAAGGCCACCUCCUGCUUUAAAAAAAAAAAAAAAAAAAAAAAAAAAAAAAAAAAAAAGACGGGGCCCUCCCACCAGUUGCCUUCUAGCUCCAGCCUCUAAGGAAAGACGCGGGUUUUAGACAGAGCAAAAACGAUAAACGUGAGAGUGUGUGACAGCGUGUGUGUGAGACAAAUAGCAUGAGACUAUUGCAUUUAAACAUCGGAGGGGGGUGACAUAUGGAAAGGCAGACAGGAUAGCGUCCAUCAGUGAAAACAGAAGUGACUGAGAGCAUGUUUGCUGACUAGUUCAGUCUGUUCUUCUUCUAUGUUGUCCUUUCUGAAAAACACUACCUGACCCCCCCCCCAUGAUAAAUCUAUUCAACAAAGCCCUCUAUCUUUGUCCGGCUGUACUCUUAUACUUCUUUUAGUGACCUCACCUCCCCUCCUUCCACAUCCUUUACAAAUAAACAGACCCCCUCCCCCACACGAGCAUGAUUUGUUUCAGGAAGGGUUAAAGUAAUUAUCAAAUGCAAGACAGGCAAGGUGGGGAAUUUUUUUCUUGCUUUGAAGAAUAUCUCCAGUAACUUAAGAUGGUCACACCUGAAUUUGGCAAACCUCAAAACAGACGAUGCAUGCUUCACUGUUCAAUUACGUUUUUGUGCAAAAAGUCCAGUUGCAAAUGACACCCGGGGAAAAAAAAACCAAACAAAAAAAAAACUGGUGAAGCCUGUAACCGUUGUUCUCUGUUGGAGUAACGAGUGCUCUGUGACAUUGUGGCGGUGUUUUCGAAAAAAAAACUGACCGGAGGGCUUAUAAAUACCAUUUAAUUAUAUUAUUCUCAAAUCCACAGUCUUCCAUGGAAGCGGCAAAGGGGGCAGUGUCACUUUUGCAUUGUUUUAGUGCAGAUUACGGCCUUUUAAGAGGCUUAAAGAAACUGCUUUAGUUUGUAAAAAAAAAAAAAAAGUGAAUAAUUGCUCACGCUAAUGCAGCUACUCUUUUUUCUGAAGAGUUCUUAAAUUCAAAAAGUAGCUGCAUGAUUCUACUACUACUUGCUGUGUACGCAGGAUAACACAUGAACACACACAAGCAGUUUCACACACACACAUACAAACACACACAUAUGCCCACGCCACACGCAAAACCCGCAGUGAAGUGUAGUCGCAGUAGUGUGUGCUGCUGAGAGCAUUCAAUAUAAACUCAAGACCCUCUCAAAUGAUCACAGAGCACCAAAAAUGACAACAGCAGCAUGCCACCUCAGGCUGGAAAUCUAAUAACCCCUUUCUAGAUGACUUAUGAGAAAUACAUGACUAUACGUGCUCUGCUUAUGUUCCUGAGUGUGAAAUACUUGUGAGAGGUGAACGUCGGGCCUGACGUGAUAACCUGUGCCGGAUUGUGUGGCGUGGAAAUGGAAUAAAGAUUUCACCAUGAAGGACACAAUG
Acanthopagrus latus (yellowfin seabream) is the source of this 4141-nucleotide messenger RNA. Its product is annotated as E3 ubiquitin-protein ligase RNF19B. The transcript has 10 exons. The record is from RefSeq and is a predicted model, not a curated record. NCBI's taxonomy places the organism in Eukaryota, Metazoa, Chordata, Actinopteri, Spariformes, Sparidae. Gene Ontology annotation, biological process: protein polyubiquitination; positive regulation of proteasomal ubiquitin-dependent protein catabolic process; ubiquitin-dependent protein catabolic process. Gene Ontology annotation, molecular function: ubiquitin conjugating enzyme binding; ubiquitin protein ligase activity; zinc ion binding. The coding region runs from base 667 to 2628 and encodes 653 amino acids. Gene Ontology annotation, cellular component: cytoplasm; ubiquitin ligase complex.